Melopsittacus undulatus (budgerigar) is the source of this 2657-nucleotide messenger RNA. RefSeq names its product TELO2 interacting protein 2 (gene TTI2). The transcript has 8 exons. The coding region runs from base 24 to 1502 and encodes 492 amino acids. Gene Ontology annotation, cellular component: TTT Hsp90 cochaperone complex; nucleus; cytosol. Lineage: Eukaryota; Metazoa; Chordata; Aves; Psittaciformes; Psittaculidae. The record is from RefSeq and is a predicted model, not a curated record.
GGCCUUGGGGUGAGGGUCACGCUAUGGAGCUCAGCGGCUUAGUGCAAGCCCUGAGGCUGGAUGGGCCGCAGCCGCCUGUCCCCCCGGCUGAGCAGGUCCUGCUCCAGCUCGGGCAGCUCCUCUCCGGUGGGGCCUCCAAAGCCGGUGCCGUCCGGGACCUGCGUGCGCUGACCGAGGCUGCGGACUGCCGGUGGCUGCUCGGGGGGCUGCGGCCGGGCACGCUGCGGGAGCUGGUGCUGGCGCUGAGCCGGUACGGAGCCCCCCCGGAGCAGGAGCAGGAGGCCGCGGAGCUGCCCUGCACGGACGGGGUGUGUGAGGCCGUGGCUGAGAGAGCAGCGGAGGUCGGGGCCGUGCUCCUGAACCUGCUUGGGAAGCUGGAAGCUGCCAAGACGCAGGAAGCUCUGGGGGAACCCGUGGUGGGCCCGAUCCUGUGCCGUGUGCUGGUACCUGUGUACAUCUUCGUUGCGACGCAUAUCGGGGAGAGGCCCUGGACCAACGGGAGGUCCCGGGCGGUGGCACAGGAGCUGCUGGAGGCGCUGGUUCGGGCCGCAGGGUGCGGGUCCGUGGCUGAGUUCCUGCGGGGGAAGAGCGAGGAUGAGGAAGGAAGGUUUGGAGCAGUGAUGGGGCUCUUGAAACAGGAGUUAACCAAAGACACUUGGAAGCGGAACCCUGCCACAAAGCACGUGUUCUCCUGGACACUACUUCAUGUCACCCGGCCCUGGCUCAGCCAUUACCUGGAGCAGGUCCUGCCACCAGCACUGCUCAUCUCAGACGACUACCGGGAGGAAAAUAAACUCCUGGGUGUGCGCUGCCUGCAUCACAUCAUUCUGAACGUGCCAGGUGCUGAUCUGUGCCAGUUCAACAGGGCGCAGGUUGUGUACCAUGCCCUUUACAACCACCUCUAUUCACGAGAGGCCCCUCUCAUCCAGGCAGUACUGCUGUGCCUGCUGGACUUGCUGCCAGUCCUGGAGAGAGCCCAGCGGCAUCAGAAGCAGGGCAGACCAACCACUCACUGCGAUGAGGUGCUGCAGCUGGUGCUGACCCACAUGGAGGCAGAGCAUCGCCUUGCACUGCGGCGGGUCUACGCCAGGGCCCUGCCUGCCUUUGUGCAGAGCCUUGGCAUCCUGAUAGCACUGCACCUGAAGAGGCUGGAGCGAGUUAUCCUGGGGUAUCUGGAAGUCUCUGAUGGCCCUGAGGAAGAAGCCCGAUUGGGAAUACUGGAGACACUGCAGUGCACCAUAGAGUACGCUUGGCCCAGAAUGCCAUGCAGACUCCCUGUGCUCCUGAAAGCCCUGCUGAAGAUGCUCUGGGAUGUGCACACUGACCAGGGUUCAACACCAGAGCCAGUAAAAGCUGCCUUGCUCCAAGGGGCCACUGAAUGCCUCAUCCUGCUGGAUCGCUGUUCUGAAGGGCAAGUGAAGGUCCUGCUGGAAGGUGUCUACAGCAGCUGUGAGGAGAACCGCGUGCGGGAAUGCAUCAGACAAGUGCGAGAGAACACGUGAGGUGGUGCUUCCCUUCCACACCAAGGACCGUGUCCCUCCCUGCAGGCAUGCAGGCAGUUGGAGGUGCUGAUCCUUACCGUAUCCUGCUUCAGCCUUUCCAGUAAUUCCUUCUCAAUGGCAUUAUCCAGCUGAGCAGCAACCAGAGCUUUCUCCUAAUGGAGCAGAGAGGAGCUGUGUCAGUUGUCUGAUGUAUGGAACAAAAGCUAUAGACAUGAGAUGAUGGAAAAGUGGCUUUACCUCUCUUCUCUUCUCCCGUCUCUCAAUCUUCCUGCGUAGAGGAACAAGUUUCCUCCUACAGGGAACAUCAAGUGCUAGUUAGUGCAUAUGUCCACCUCUUUUAUAGUAGAUGAGUAAACGCUCAUUAAGGCCAACAACCAGCAUUUACAUCAUUAGAAGUGUGUCUGUAGCUAGGUUAAAUGGACUUGGACUACACUGCAGUUAAAUCCACUUUGGCCAGGUCCCUGUAUGAGCUUGGCAAAGCCUCAGAACAGCCAAGUGCAGUGGGGAGAGACAGAGACCCAGGGGACAGGCAGCAGCUCCAUACAUCACACCAUGAUCACCCUUAGCCCUGUCACUUACUGUCGCUUGAGUGUCAGCUUCCUGAUGCGGAUGAGGUACUGGGUGAUCUUGGUGAAGCGCUGCUUGCACUUGUGUCGGAUGAACCGUGGCCAAUAGAUGAGGUUCUCAUCGAUCUCCUCCAGUGCUUUCUCAUAGUUCUUGUUGAGCAGGACCUGGCGUGGGGAAUGGGAAAGAGUUGGGCUAUGGAGGGGCAAGGAUGUGGGGAUGUAUCUGGCCCAUUGCCCCCUGCCUUCAGCUGCCUCUUGGUACACAGCCCAUUCCCUUUAACUCACCUUCUCCCAUAGGCGACGAGGAAAAGGUGCCCGCUCUAUUGUCUUCAUGUACAGGUAACAUCGACCUGGAGAAGAGAGCAAUGUGAUGCUGGUAGAGACAUGAUGCAGCCCAGACAGGAGAAGUGUGCUGGGGGCCAGGGUGCCCUGGGGCAGACAGUAUUGCCCUCCUCACCUUUCUCCUCUCUGAUGGUGGCAUACUGACUGUUGGCCAGCGGGCAGGAGGAGCGGUUGCACAGCCCCGUCAGGUUGUACUCAUUGCGGCAGAAGUUCUGGGUCUUUGUCCUGCAAAGAUGAGGGGAGAAUG